AUGGUUCGUGGCCUUUGUACACUUGCCGUGGCGGCUGGCCUUUUGGUUACCGGCGCCGCCUUUGUUCAGCCCGAUAUCCCGAGUGAUUUGCCUGUAUCGGCACUCCUUACUACCGCGCAGAGCCGUCUGAGCAGUGGCCAAACGAACGAAGCCUUGACCUACUACGACGCUGCGAUCGCCCGCGAUCCUUCCAAUUACCUCACCUUUUUCAAGCGCGGUGCGACAUACCUGUCUCUAGGCAGGACGAACCAGGCGACCGACGACUUCAACAAAGUGCUCUCGCUCCAGCCCGGUUUCGAGGGCGCGCACACACAGCUUGCGAAGAUCAAGGCCAAGUCAGCCGACUGGACAGGCGCGCGGGCUGAGUACGCUGCUGCCAACAAGGCCGCGGACUCUCCGGAUGUUGUUGAGCUGCAAGAGGCCGAAGACGCCGCACGGUUGGCUGAGGCGGCUCUCGGCGCUUCUCAGUGGGAUGACUGUGCGACACAUGCCAGCAAUGCGAUAUUGGUCGCGGGACGUGCACCGCACCUGCGUGAAGUGCGGGCAAAGUGCCGGUUUGAGCGAGGAGAUCUGGAUGAAGCCAUGCAGGACCUGAGGCACCUGCUCAACAUGCGGCCGGGCGACACGCAGCCACACAUCGUCAUCUCCUCAACGUCCUUCUAUGCGCUCGGCGAGAUGGACAAGGGUAUGGAACAGAUCAGGAAAUGUUUGCAUUCUGAUCCCGAGUCCAAAGUGUGCAAGAAGAUCUUCAACUCCGAGAAGGCUAUCAGCAAGAAGUUCAAGAAGGUCACCGGGCAGUUGGAGAGAGGACAGACCACGACCGCAGGCCGAAGCUUGGUUGGGACAGCGGAUGAAACCGGGCUGCUUACAGAUGUCAAAGUGCAGCUAGAAGAGCUGAGACAGGAUGGCAGUAUUCGGUCCGCUACCAAAUCUAUCCUGUACGAGAAGGUUACUGAAAUGACCUGUCAGGCCUACUCAGAGUCCAACCACAAAGAUGUCUCUAAGUACUGCGAUGAGGCCCUUGGGUUGAACCCAGAUUCCUUCUGGGGAUUGUUGCACCGAGGCAAAGCACAGAUGAAGAAGGAGGACUACGAAGCAUCAGUGCGUACUCUUCAGGAUGCGCUCGACAAACACCCCCAGAUGCGGGACAAGAUCCAGCCCGUACUUCAAAAGGCCACCGUCGCUCUGAAGCGGAGCAAGACGAAGGACUACUACAAAGUCCUCGAGGUGCCACACGACGCGGACGAGCGACAGAUCAAGUCCGCAUAUCGCAAGGCUUCCAAGAAGUACCACCCGGACAAGGCUGUCAAGCAAGGCGUAACCAAGGAAGAGGCCGAGAAGAAGAUGACCUCGAUCAAUGAAGCUUACGAGGUUCUCAGCAACCCCGAGUUAAGGGCACGGUUUGAUGCUGGUGAUGAUCCGAAUUCGCACGAGUCCGGCUCAGGUCGUAACCCAUUCGAAGGCUCGCCUUUCAACUUUGGAGGUGGCGGGUUCGGCCCAGGAGGUGGGCAAAGAAAGACAAGCUUCAAGUUCAAUACAGGGGGGCCGGGCAAGCAGGGCGGCGGGAAUCCCUUUGGCCAAUUUCCAUUUGGCGGUCAGCAGUUUGGCUUUUGA
Messenger RNA from Emericellopsis cladophorae, 1614 nucleotides. RefSeq names its product DnaJ subfamily C member-like protein. The record is from RefSeq and is a predicted model, not a curated record. Gene Ontology annotation, biological process: protein folding in endoplasmic reticulum. Bases 1 to 1614 code for a protein of 537 amino acids. The transcript is spliced from 2 exons. Gene Ontology annotation, cellular component: endoplasmic reticulum. Lineage: Eukaryota; Fungi; Ascomycota; Sordariomycetes; Hypocreales; Bionectriaceae. Gene Ontology annotation, molecular function: misfolded protein binding; protein-folding chaperone binding.